Molecule: messenger RNA, 129 nt
Organism: Enterobius vermicularis (human pinworm)
Lineage: Eukaryota; Metazoa; Nematoda; Chromadorea; Rhabditida; Oxyuridae
Source: the annotation of a GenBank genome assembly
GGUGGUGAUGAUGAUGAUGAUGAUGAUGAUGAUGACGAUGAUGAUGAUGGUAAUGGUGAUGAUGAUGAUGGUGGUAGUGGUAGUGGUAGUGGCAGUGGCAGUGGUGAUGAUAAAAGCAAACUGAAAUAG